Messenger RNA from Apus apus (common swift), 1679 nucleotides. It is a transcript of the gene TTC9, whose product is annotated as tetratricopeptide repeat domain 9. The transcript is spliced from 3 exons. Gene Ontology annotation, molecular function: protein binding. The coding region runs from base 1 to 624 and encodes 207 amino acids. NCBI's taxonomy places the organism in Eukaryota, Metazoa, Chordata, Aves, Apodiformes, Apodidae. The record is from RefSeq and is a predicted model, not a curated record.
AUGGAGAGGGCGAGCCCGGCGGCGGGGAAGCUGAACGCCGGCGGCCGCGGGGCGGGCGAUGGGCACGGCCCCGCGGGGGGAGCCCAGCCGCGGGCGGCGGCGACGGGCAGCGCCGAGCCGGGCGAGCUGAUCGGGCGGGCGCUGGAUUUCAAGAGCGAAGGGGCGCAGUGCUACAAGGACAAGAAAUUCCGGGAGGCCAUCGGCAAGUACCACCGCGCCCUGCUGGAGCUGAAGGCGCUGCUGCUGAGCCAGGAGCCGGCCGGGCAGCGCCCUGCCGCCGCCGCCGCCGCCGCGGGGCUGAGCGAGGAGCAGCGGCGGGCGGUGGAGGCCAUCGAGGUUGACUGCUACAACAGCCUGGCAGCCUGCCUGCUCCAGGCCGAGCUGGUGAAUUACGAGCGAGUCAAGGAGUACUGCCUCAAAGUGCUCCAGAAGGAAGGCGAGAACUUCAAGGCGCUCUAUCGCUCGGGAGUGGCCUUUUACCACCUGGGUGACUUCAACAAGGCCCUCUACUACCUGAAAGAGGCAAGAUCCCGCCAGCCAACAGACACCAAUGUCAUACGAUAUAUCCAGCUGACAGAGAUGAAGCUCAGCAGAUGUUCCCAGAGAGAGAAAGAAGCCUUGUGAAAAUGAAGACACUUCAGCUGAAGUGCCCAAGGGGGAACAUUUCCUUCCUAGAAGCCCAUUUGGUGGAUUUUCCUGUUUGCUCUGCCUCAUCCUCAUCUCCUCAUCUAUCCACUCUCCCUUGCUCUUCAUUGAAUCCCAGUUUUGAAAAAAAGAGACUCAGAUGCUGGAUAUGGCUGCUUGCCAACCAUGGUAACACCCCUUCCCUGUGGCAGGAGAGCACAAUGGCUACAGCCAGCCUUGUUCCAAGACAGUGUCACACACCUGGAGUAAGCAAUGCAGGGGGACCUUUCUAGUCCUGAGCUGCCUGCCUAUUGCCCUUAGGGAAGCAACCCCCAGGAAAAACAACUUCCUGACCAGGCAAGUUGGAGACAGUUUCUGCUCUGAGAGGUCACUGGAGCUUGGAAGAGCUGAGAAACCAAGAGAGCCGCUGGUCUUUUCACAGGGGACAGCAAAUGCCUUUUUACCAUCAGUUCCCUCUGCCUGCUUCUCCAGUGUGUGUUAUCAGUCUCCAGUGAGAGCUCACAUGCUCCCAGGCUAAUGCCAGUGAAAACUGUUUCUAAACAUCCUCUUAAUGAAAGCACAGAGCACCCUACAAACCCCCUGCAGAGCUGUCCUGGUGCUGGAGGAGAAGGCUGUGGGCUACCACAGAAUGCUGGAUGGACUGUAAAAGCAUGGUGUACAGAAGGAAAAACUGAAAUAAUUCAUUAAAAGCAAAUAAAAAUUAUUAAUAGGCAACAAGUCCAGGCAUUGCUUUUCAAAGGCACCUCUUGGGUUCCCCGUGUCCAUAUGGGCAACAUUGUCUAGUGGGGGGCAGCAUGGCUGGGGGGGCAUCUCCAUUCUUAUCUUGGCUCUGCCAAUGCCUUGCUGUGUGGUCUUGGGCAGGUCACUUAGCCUCUCUGUGCCUCACUUUCCCCACCUGUAUCCAGGGAUAAUAAUACUUCCCUACCUCGCAGGGGUGUUGUGAGGAUUUAUUAGUUAAUGUUUGUAAGUAACAGUACAGUGAUGUACAGUGCUAGUAUUAUUAGUACAUUGGAUUGAGGUCUUGAUUCUCCCAC